Messenger RNA from Suricata suricatta (meerkat), 2179 nucleotides. RefSeq names its product collagen type XXIII alpha 1 chain (gene COL23A1). Bases 1 to 1365 code for a protein of 454 amino acids. The record is from RefSeq and is a predicted model, not a curated record. NCBI's taxonomy places the organism in Eukaryota, Metazoa, Chordata, Mammalia, Carnivora, Herpestidae. The transcript is spliced from 28 exons.
AUGCUCAUUUUCUCCCCCUCUCUUUUCUUCCUGAUUCAGAAGUUGGAGGGACUGAUCAAGCACCGGACAGUUCGGGAAGCACCGACUGAGUGUGUCUGCCCACCUGGUCCCCCCGGACGGCGCGGCAAGGCGGGAAGAAGAGGCGACCCUGGUCCUCCUGGGCAAUCAGGACGAGAUGGCUACCCGGGGCCACUGGGUCUGGAUGGCAAGCCUGGACUUCCAGGCCCCAAAGGGGAAAAGGGUGCACCAGGAGACUUCGGCCCUCGGGGAGACCAAGGGCAAGAUGGAGCUGCUGGGCCUCCUGGACCCCCUGGACCUCCUGGGGCCCGGGGCCCUCCUGGCGACACUGGGAAAGACGGCCCCAGGGGAGCACAAGGCCCAGCGGGUCCCAAAGGAGAGGCUGGACGAGACGGCGAGAUGGGCCUGAAGGGACCCCCAGGACCCAAGGGUGAACCCGGCAUUCCUGGAAAGAAGGGGGACGACGGGAUGCCAAGCCAGCCGGGCCUCCCUGGACCCCCAGGGCCCAAGGGAGAGCCAGGCAGCGUGGGGCCUCCGGGAAAAAACGGUGUGGACGGCGCCCCGGGGCCAAAGGGAGAGCCCGGCCAGCAAGGCGCUGAUGGAGCCCCAGGGCUGCGGGGUCCCCCAGGCCUCAAGGGUGAGCAAGGAGACACAGUGGUGAUUGACUACGAUGGCAGGAUCUUGGAUGCCCUGAAGGGUCCUCCUGGGCCACAGGGACCCCCAGGGCCACCAGGGAUCCCCGGAGCCAAGGGCGAGCUGGGAUUGCCUGGUGCCCCAGGAAUCGAUGGAGAGAAGGGUCCCAAAGGAGCUAAAGGAGACCCAGGAGAGGUGGGGCCAGCCGGACCCAAAGGGGAGGCAGGCGAGAUGGGCCUGUCGGGCCUUCCGGGCGUCGAUGGCCCCAAGGGGGAGAAGGGAGAGUCGGCGUCUGACAACCUGGCCCAGAUCAUAGUGGAGCCAGGGCCCCCUGGCCCCCCUGGUCCCCCAGGCCCCAUGGGCCUUCAGGGAAUCCAGGGUCCCAAGGGCUUGGAUGGAGCAAAGGGAGAGAAGGGCGUGUCGGGGGAGAGAGGCCCCAGCGGCCUGCCUGGGCCAGCUGGCCCGCCGGGCCUCAUCGGACUGCCAGGAACCAAAGGAGAGAAGGGAAGACCCGGAGAACCCGGACUGGAUGGUUUCCCUGGACCCCGAGGAGAGAAAGGUGACCGGAGCGAACGUGGAGAGAAGGGGGAGCGAGGAGUCCCGGGCCGGAAAGGCGUGAAGGGCCAGAAGGGUGAGCCAGGACCGCCAGGCCUGGACCAGCCGUGUCCUGUGGGCCCCGAUGGGCUGCCUGUGCCUGGCUGCUGGCAUAAGUGACCCCCGCACCAAGCUCACAACCUGUACAGAGGCGUGUGGACGUUUUUAAUUUUUGUAAAAACAGAACAGUAAUAUAUUGAUCUUUUUUCACGGGAUGCACCACCUGUGGCCCAGUCAUGUUUAAGAGCGUGGCCUGGCCUAGCCUUGGGACAAUCGGCACGCAAGGCUGGCAGGAAGUGGACGGGGCCGGUCCCGGGGAAGUGCGUACUUGAGGGGCAGCCAUGGGACUCGGCUCUCCUGGGAAGGAGACGAAGGUGAAAGUGCCUGGCCCACGAGGGGCUGCGGAGACGCUGGGUUGGGCCCUCAGCCACUGAUUCGCAGAGAGACUGCCCCCCCUGAAGCUCCGGAGCCCUGGGGCCCCUCUGGGCCUUGGCUUCACCAGGUCAGGUGCUGAGACCGCUGCCCGUGGACCCAGCUGCAAGGAGCCUCUCCAUCCCCGAGUGUGGAGGACAGCGGGUCCCAGGCUGGAAAGGCUACCGCACCCAGAAGACGGUCAUGAUGGGAUUUGCCACCCAAGGAGACUGGCCUGCAGCUCAGAGCUGGGGUCUCCUCUGGCCCCAACUCUCCCACCUGGGACAACUCCGGUCAGCCUGCCAGAAAGGGUCCCCUUCGGAUGAGCUGUGCAGAUGAACAGGGCGUCAGGGCUGAUUCCGGGCCAGCCCAAGCAGGGGGUCUGCAGCCCCAGCCACCGUGCUCUGAGGAGAGGCUCCCCCACCUCCAACAGGGGCUCCCAGCCGUCACCCCCAGCCCAGCUUGCCUCCCUUCUCUGUAUAGACGGAUAUCACUGCGCGUAAUAAACCACAGUGUGUGUCUG